This is a messenger RNA of Owenia fusiformis, 927 nucleotides long. NCBI's taxonomy places the organism in Eukaryota, Metazoa, Annelida, Polychaeta, Sabellida, Oweniidae. The record is from the annotation of a GenBank genome assembly.
UUACAAGAUUAACGAACGAUCUAAAAAUGAAUUCUGGUGCUGGCAAACGGUUGAAGUGCAUCUUUGGAAAAUAAAAGUAAUUUCACUGUUUCAACCAAAUCGCAAUAAACGAUGGAAAACAGAUGCAACAAUACGAAUAUGUUACAUGACAACGUUGUGAAAGGCUACAAAUCAGGGGACUCCUAUAACAAUCAUAGACCAGACUAUACAGAAGAAACAACCAAAUUUGUGCUCAACAAACUGAACUUGGAAACUGAAGGGACAUAUGAUGUUCUAGAACUAGGUGCUGGUACAGGACUAUUUACUAGAAGGUUUCUUCACUAUGACACUAGUAAUUUAAAAGUGAUUGCGACAGACCCAUUGGAGAAUUUCCUUGAGAAAUUGAAGCUGCUGUCCCCAGAUGUAGAAACCUUACAAUGUUCUGCAGAGUCUAUUCCAUUACCCGACUGCUCUGUAAAGAAUGUAGUAUGUGUCCAGUGUUUUCAUUGGUUUGCUAACAAAACAGCUCUAAAAGAAAUUCAUCGAGUUAUGGUACCACAUGGUAGAUUAGUUUUCCUUUGGAACACUCGCGAUGUAACUGAUGCCAGCAAAAUAACUUACGAUAUAUCAAAUUACAUUCAGACCUCCGUGAUAAAAGACACACCAACCCAAUUAAAGGAAACAUGGAUAGGAAUUUUCGAAGAUUUUAAUGGAUUUUCGCCCAUACAAGAACAUUGGUUUCUUCAACACUUUAAACAUUCGGGGUCUGUAGAUUUCAUCAUCAGCUACCUGAAAUCACUGAGUUAUAUAUCAAAGCUGGAGCAAUCAGAACAGGACAAUGUGGAAAGCAAGUUUAGAGAAAUUAUCAACAAUCACCCAGACACAAAGAAGGGGGGCAUAAUAGACAUCCUAUUUAACACUGAAAUAUAUUGGUGUCAAAAACUAUAA